AUGCCUCCAAAAAAAGAAGAGAGAAAACCGCUGGAACCAAUGUUUCAAGUAAUCCCACCUUUUUAUGAAUAUAUUGAUUAUUCAAAUGAAUAAAUGGAGUAAUUGAAUGAAUAUCUAAAUUAUUUCAAACCUGAAUUGAGUACUAUGAUGAAAAAUAAUAUUUUCGAUAAUAUGGAAAUUUUAUGUUAAACAAUAGGGAUUGCUAUUCAUCCUUCAUUUAUUAAGUAAACUUAAAUGAUUGAUUUAAAUGAUUUUGAUGAGAAUACAAAAUUUAGAAAUCCUGAAGAACUUGAUGGAGAUUAAGUUCCUUAAAUGAUUCAAAUAAAUUCUGUAAUUUUGAUUGUUUAUAGUAAAAUAGAUAAGAAUAGAUCUUUAUACAUUAAAAUUAUUGGAUUAUUGUGCAGGUAUAAGUGGAUUGAGUACAAUAAAAAUGACAAAUAAUGGUUUAACAGCUCAAUAAUAUUAAUAAUUAGCUGGAACAAUCAAUAAUCCUGAGAAUAAAAUAAAAAAGUUGUUUAUUGAUUGGUAAUAAGUUAAUGAAAACUUUUUAUAAUAAAUGUAAUAGAUCGAAUUUUUAACUUUAAGAUCUUGUUAAUUAAGUAUAAUUAUAUUUAAGUAUAUUAUAGCAACAUAGUAAAUUUAGGCUCUAACAUUGAAUGUUCAAAAUUUAAAAUGCUUAGAUUUAUAUGAUAAUAAAUUAUCAAAAGAAUCUUUAAAUUUGUUAGGAAAGAUGUUAAGUUAAAAUAGUUUACUGGAAUAUCUUGGUUUAGCUAAAAAUGGAAUACAAUCUUUUGAUGAUUUAUAAGGAAUAACUUAAAAUAUAGGAAGAUUUCAAAUGAAUUAAGAAGAUUAUGAUGAAUAUAGAAUAAAAGAGAAGGAGAGAGAUGCAAUAAUUGAAAGAAAUAAAAAAGUAAAGAAAAAAGGAACUGAGGAAAUUGUGCCAUUCUUAGAACCAAUUUAAUAGAUUGAUAAUAAUUGGUAUUUGAUGAAGAAUUCAAGAUUAUGGUUGAUAAAUCUUUCAAUGAAUUAGAUUGAUGAUUAAUCUAGAGAUGCCUUAGAGAAAUUCUUACUGUAAACAGGAGAAAACUUUUAAUUAGUAUUGAUAGGAAAUAGAUUUGAUGACUAAAAGGCAUUAUAGAAAACAAAAAAGAAGUUUGGAAAGAAAUUAGUAUUAUGAU
Paramecium sonneborni is the source of this 1178-nucleotide messenger RNA. NCBI's taxonomy places the organism in Eukaryota, Ciliophora, Oligohymenophorea, Peniculida, Parameciidae. The record is from the annotation of a GenBank genome assembly.